AUGACCUGGGGAAAUUGUACUGAAGCAACUGAGUUCAUUUUCUCAGGAUUCACAGAUCAUCCAGAGUUUCAGGUCACCUUCUUUGUGCUCUUCCUAGCAAUUUAUAUCAUCACCUUGGUUGGGAAUCUUGGGAUGAUAAUACUAUUCAGGAUUGACCCUCAGCUUCACAUUCCUAUGUACUUUUUACUCAGCAAUUUAGCUUUUGUAGAUAUUUUAUACUCCACGUGCAUUACUCCUAAACUGUUAUCUGACUUGAUAGCAGAGAGGAGAGCCAUAUCUUAUUCAGCCUGUGUGUCUCAGCUCUGUAUUGUCAGUAUCCUUCUGGUUAUGGAGUGUUUUCUCCUUGCUGUGAUGGCCUAUGACCGGUAUGCAGCCAUCUGUAACCCACUGCUCUAUACGGUCAUGUCCCCAAGACUCUGUGGCCAACUGGUGGCUGGGUCAUUCUUCACUGGCUGCAUGAAUGCAAUGAUACAAGCAGUUGGUAUGUUGAAAAUGUCUUUUUGUGGCCCCAUGGUCAUUGACCUGUUCUUCUGUGACAUCUCUUCUAUGAUUUUGCUCUCAUGCUCUGAUACCAGGAUUCAUCAUGUUAUACUUUUGUUUGUGACGUUUUUGUUUGGAGUGGUCAGCACCCUGAUUGUCCUCAUCUCCUACAUUUUUAUCAUCUCCACUAUCCUGAAGAUCCGAUCUGCUGAAGGAAAGUGCAAAGCCUUCUCCACCUGUGCCUCCCACCUGACAGCUGUCAUCAUAUUUUAUGGAACUGGACUAUUUAUAUAUUUACAGCCGAACACGAAAAAUUCACGGGAUCAGAACAAAGUGGUCUCUGUGUUCUACACAGUGGUGACCCCCAUGUUGAACACCCUGAUCUACAGUCUGAGGAACAAGGAGGUGAAGAAUGCUUUCAACAGGGUCAAAGAAAUGAUUUUUUUUUUCCCACAGGAAGGUAAUUUAGCAGCAGAGGGUUGUAGCUCCUGA
Molecule: messenger RNA, 972 nt
Organism: Alligator sinensis (Chinese alligator)
Lineage: Eukaryota; Metazoa; Chordata; Crocodylia; Alligatoridae
Product: olfactory receptor 1052-like
Exons: 1
Coding region: 1-972 (323 amino acids)
Biological process (GO): G protein-coupled receptor signaling pathway; sensory perception of smell
Cellular component (GO): membrane
Molecular function (GO): G protein-coupled receptor activity; odorant binding; olfactory receptor activity
Source: RefSeq, a predicted model, not a curated record